Phytomonas sp. Hart1 is the source of this 1743-nucleotide messenger RNA. Lineage: Eukaryota; Euglenozoa; Kinetoplastea; Trypanosomatida; Trypanosomatidae. The record is from the annotation of a GenBank genome assembly.
AUGAAUAACCCGUUGACAGGGGUUCCCCCAGGGAGUGCGAUGCGAACGGGGAGCACUCGCGGCGCCGUGGUCGGGGUGGGCGGGAGCAUCCGUCAGUCCAUUUCGGUCAGCGCGCAACCGGCGGUGAUUCGCGAAGGAGUGCGGGCGGCCUCUCGACGGGGAUUGGGCACUUCCGCGGGGCCGGCCCGGCAGGUCGGCGAUCGCAGCUACUAUAUUGGCCUUCUCCGCCCGAAGAUCGCUGAGCUCUCCGCCGAGAUCGAGCGGCUGAACGAGGAGGAGCGGAUGAUCGCGAAGAACGGCGCUGUCCUUGUCCAACUCGAGCAAAAGGCGCGCGCUCUGAAGGAGGAAGUCGGGGGGCUGAAAGGCCAGCUCGCCGACGUCAACCUCGCGAUCGAGAGCUCCGACACGCGUGACCUGGCGAGCAUGCAAAAAGAAAACGCUCAACUCGCACAGGAGAACACGCGGCGGCGGAAGGAGGUUGACAAACUCUUUCUCAACCUGCGGGAAGCAGAAGGGAGAAUCAAAGAGAACAUGAAAGCCUUGGAUGAGGAAAUGCAGGGCCUUGACCGCCGGCUCCUUUCGGACAACCAGGACCACGACACCUACAAGGCGAUCCGUGAGGAGGCCUUCGCGGUAUCCCAGAAGGUUCUCGAGCGGCAGCAUGAGGUUCGGACCCUGACGGCCAAGCAGGAGCUGUUGAUGACGAAGCUUGAGAAGGACGGCAGCCGGCGCCGGGCGGCGGAACUGCUGCGCGAGAUCCUGCGCAAGCGCCGCGAGCGCGAUGAGCUUGCCAAGGAGUGCGCCCUUUCCGUUGAGGAGGAAAAGCAACUUUUGAUGAAAAAGGUCCUCGCGACCCGCUCCGAUAUCGAGGCCCUCAAACGGCAGAUCGCCGACACUUGUGACGCGCUCGAUGAGUCGAAAACGCUCCUGAGCACGCUUGACGACGAGGUUCAAAACUACACAAGCGAGAACGUCAAGGCCUACCAGGCUCUGAAAGAGAAGGAACAGGAGAUGCAGGUCUUCCUCGAUGAUUACCCUGACAAGGAGCGCGAGGCGCUCGGGAAACUUGAGCGGGAGCAGCAGGAGAUCACAACGCUGCUGGAGCGAAUCUCGCGCGCGCUCGAGCUCCAGCGGCAGCUCCCCACGGGCGGAAACCCUGGCUCCCUGCAGGUCCUCACCACUGAGGUCGACGCAAAGCAGGAGCAGAUCAAAAACGACCAGCGCACCCACCAGAGACUAGAGAAGGAACUAAUGGAGCGGAAGACAGAACUCGAGAAGGUCUCCCAUCUGGAUAACAAGAUCAAGGAGGAGUUAGAGUCGCAAAACGCUAAGAUGACGGAGCAGCGGGCGGAGAUCGAGCGCUAUGAGGAUUUGGACGGGUUACGUCAGGAGGUAGACGCCUUGCGGAAUGAUUUGGAAGAGCAGCUAACAUAUUUUAAAUGCAUCCGAGAUAAGGGUACAAAGUUGGUAAAUGCCGCAAUGAACGAUUACAACGCGGAAAAGAAGAAGUUAAACACUGACAGCUUUAAUCAAUCACUUACCACACAGGAACAAAAGCUGCGGAUGUUAUGGCAAUCGGCCUUUACUCUGGAGGACUUCGUAAGAUUAAAAGAGAAGGAGGUGCAGUAUUUACCUAUUAAGGCGGAGUGUUUGCGCAUCGUGGAUGAGCUGAAUAUUCAGCUCAAAGAUCCUGCACGUCUGGCUGGAUCGGCUGGUCCGCCGACGAUUAGCCUGGGCAAUUAA